AUGGCGCUCUCUAUAACGCUGCAAAGCCCUGGAAAGAGCUUCUUCCACAACUACCGAGUCUACCUACUAGCAACCGUGUCUUACAUGGGCUCGCUCCUAUUCGGCUACGAUGUAGGCGUCAUGGGCGGCCUCCUCCCCUUCGAAAGCUUCAAACGCGACUUCGGCCUCCCAUCCGGCUCAUCGGGUUUCGCCGACGAGAAAGUCGCCGAAGUCUCCUCCAACGUCGUCUCGCUCCUGACAGCCGGCUGCUUCUUCGGCGCCCUCUCCGCAGCCCUCGCCAACGAACGGUAUGGGCGGCGCUACUCCCUCAUGGCUUACUCCGUCGUCUUUCUCCUCGGGGCAUCCCUGCAGGUGGGCUCGCCGAAGAGUCUGCAGUACGUCUACGCGGGCAGGGUCAUCGCCGGCCUGGGCAUCGGGGGCAUGAGCUCAAUCACGCCCGUCUUCGUCGCUGAGACCGCGCCGCCUGAGGUACGAGGCCGUAUCACCGGUCUUUUCCAGGAAUUUUUGGUUCUCGGAAGCAGUAUUGCGUACUGGCUUAACUACGGCGUGGAGAGAAACAUGCCGUCUACAACAAAACAGUGGAGGAUCCCCUUGGGCGUGCAGCUGGUUCCCGCAGGCCUGCUACUGAUCGGGUUGAUCCCACUGAAAGAGUCCCCGCGGUGGCUGGCUAAGCACGGUCGGAACGAAGAGGCGCUGGCUUCUCUAGCUUACAUGCGUAAUCAGCCGACCAAUGACCCCGACGUUGUCAGCGAGUUCAACGAGAUCACCGUGUCAUGUGGCGUCGACGCCGAAGCAGCGCGCCAGUCAACUUGGAAAGAGUGCCUCAAGCCCGGCGUGCGGAACAGAUUCCUGCUCAUCUUCGCACUCAUGGUGUGGCAGCAGCUCACUGGCACGAACUCCAUAGGCUACUACGCCCCUCAGAUCUUCCAAACUGUUGGCGUCUCGAGCGCCGACGCGUCGUUGUUCGCGACGGGUAUCUACGGCAUCGUGAAGCUCAUCUUCGCUGCUGUGUCUCUUCUCUUCGUCAUUGACAAGAUUGGCAGGCGCUGGGCCCAUACACUCGGUGGGUUAUGGAUGUCCGCCAUGAUGUUCAUCCUCGCUGCCGUCCUGGCCACUCAUCCCCCUGAGGAUGGUAAGGCAGUGUCCUCGGCGUCGAUCGCCAUGUGUGUCCUCAUCUAUCUUUAUGUGAUCGCCUACACGGGCUCCUGGGGUCCUGGGCCAUGGAUCUACGCAGGAGAGAUCUUCCCGACACAUCUCAGGUCGUACGGGGUGGCAUUCGCUGCCGCCACUCAGUGGCUGUUCAACUUCAUAGUCACCCGCGUCACGCCGCAGAUCAUCUACGGAAUCGGCUGGAAGACUUUCAUCAUCUUCGGCGUCUUCUGUCUCGCCAUGAGUAUCUUUACGUUCUUCUUCAUGAAGGAGACGAAGGGGAUGAGUCUUGAACAAGUCGAUGUCUUGUUUGGGGCGGCGGGGCAGCGCGGCGGCCAUCUCGAAGCCGGCGAGACUGAGGUAGUGCACGGCGUGGAGAUAGAAGAGCACGUGAAAGGCGAAUCGCACUCCAAGGGCGAAGAUGAUUGA
This is a messenger RNA of Colletotrichum gloeosporioides, 1578 nucleotides long. Its product is annotated as putative quinate permease. Gene Ontology annotation, cellular component: membrane. The record is from RefSeq and is a predicted model, not a curated record. The transcript has 5 exons. Gene Ontology annotation, molecular function: carbohydrate:proton symporter activity. Bases 1 to 1578 code for a protein of 525 amino acids. Gene Ontology annotation, biological process: transmembrane transport; carbohydrate transport. NCBI's taxonomy places the organism in Eukaryota, Fungi, Ascomycota, Sordariomycetes, Glomerellales, Glomerellaceae.